Messenger RNA from Procambarus clarkii (red swamp crayfish), 1434 nucleotides. Lineage: Eukaryota; Metazoa; Arthropoda; Malacostraca; Decapoda; Cambaridae. The record is from RefSeq and is a predicted model, not a curated record.
UGUCGUCCACAGCUGUGGCAGGUGUCGUGGUGCGUGACUGUGGUGGUGGUGAGCGACGACCUCACCUUCCUCGCCACCUUCGCCCAGUGGUCCCUCAAGGGCAGCCUCCUGGUGUGGUCGACGAGGCUCCUAGUCGUCACCCGCCUCCCCUUCCACCACCUGCACCACCUCCACACGCUCCUCUCCAACACCAACUCCAUGUUGAUCAUAUAUGAAGAAUCACUAGACAGCAUCAGGUGCGGGGUGUACCUGCAGGUGCCGUACAGUCCCCUGGGCGCCCAGGCGCUGAAGGUGGCCUCCUGGACGCCCCAGCGAGGCCUCGCUCUCACCUCCAGCCUCCCGCUCUUCCCAGACAAGUUCUCAAGAUUCCUUCAGCGGCCGACACUGAAACUGGCGACGGAGAUAAACCCGCUGAACAUUAUGGUUACCCAGGAGGAAGUCGCAGCCCAUGAGGGAGUGAUGUUACAGUUUGCAGGACCCGCGGCGGACAUGGUAUCCUACAUCGCUAAGGGGCUCAACUUCUCGUACAUAUACCUGAGGCCUCCAGACGGGUCGUGGGGCAUCAAGCGUGAGGACGGAAGCUGGUCGGGCAUGGUGGGCAUGGUCAUCAGGCAGGCAAUAGAUGUAGCAGUCGGCCCCUUCGCUCUGAGUGGAAUCCGGUCGGAGGUGGUGGACUUCACAGAGCCAUUCCUAACAGACUACUACAGGAUCCUUGGAGCUCGAGGCCGGCCGGAGGUAAACCCGUGGGGCUUCCUGUUCCCUCUGGAGCCGCUGGUGUGGGCGGCCAUCCUGGGAGCGCUGCUGGUGCUGCCCCUGACGACCCUCCUCAUGGCCUCGUGCUUCUCACUCAACACCCACGGACACAAUUGCAUCUUACCGGCUUCAUCCGCCUACCUCCGCAUAUUGUUGAAUCAGAAUGCUCCUUUACGUGAAGGAUGGAGUUGGGAGCGAGUGGUGUUGGCAGUGUGGGGGCUGGUGACGGUGGUGUUGACGCAGAGCUACGCCGGCAACCUCAUGGCUCUCCUGGCUGUCAGAAACCUUCCUCAGCCCAUCCAGUCCCUCCAGGACGUGUUGGAUGACAGAUCAGUGAUCUCUAUAUGGGAGAAAGACUCUUCUAAUGUGCAGUAUAUGCAUGAAGUGGACUCUGGAAUUUACCAUGAGUUUGCUGGUUUGGAGGAGAAAGGUCGCCUGGUGUACAGAACGCUACCAGAGUUCCCAGAGAGCAUGGACACCUUGGUGAGGAAAGGAGACCACGUUCUCGUGGAAGUCGACUUUGGCUUAAAGAUUUUCAUGUCACGUGAUUUUACGGUAUCAGGGCAGUGUUCAUUCUACCAGUCAAGAGAGGAGUUUCUGCCUAUGAUGCUUGCUAUGGCAGGUCAAAAGGGAAGUCCAAUUGUUUCAGCAAUGAGUAAAAGGUAUCUACAUUUCAAUUAG